Molecule: messenger RNA, 1060 nt
Organism: Rubroshorea leprosula
Lineage: Eukaryota; Viridiplantae; Streptophyta; Magnoliopsida; Malvales; Dipterocarpaceae
Source: the annotation of a GenBank genome assembly
ACAAUUAUCUUAUCCCUGUCGUCUUUAGUCUACGUACACAAAUAUCUCUCUUAUCCCUAUUCUAACUCUGGACGAAAAUGCCUGCAGGAACUUCAUGCUUCCUCUGAUCAUGCCCACAACGUCUCUAGUAAUCCCCAAACCCUCCCUCUUCCCAAGAAAGCUCCAGAAUGUUUCUUUCACAUGCAAAGCUUCUUCUUCUUCUUCAUCCUCCUCUUCCCUAUUGGAUUUCGAUCUUUACGGUCUUCUGGGCAUCGAUAGCUCCUCCAAUCAAACUCAAAUCAAGACUGCCUAUCGCUCCCUGCAGAAGCGCUGCCAUCCCGACAUCGCCGGACCUGCUGGCCACAACAUGGCCAUCAUUCUCAAUGAAGCUUACUCUGUUUUAUCCAAUCCCACCGCUCGUUCAUCUUGUGACAAGUGUGUUGGUUGCUUGAAAUGUGCCUUGUUUGCGGAGAAGACAUUUGCCAUUGAAUCAACAUAUGGAAGAGCAAGGGUUGUGGCUCAGUGGGCUGACCCCGAACACAAAAUCCAAGAGGCUAUUAGAUCAUGUCCUGUUGAUUGCAUUUCGAUUGUAGAGAGAUCAAAGCUUGUAGCCCUUGAGUUCCUAAUGUCCAAGCAGCCACGUGGCAACGUAAGAGUGGGUGCCAGAAACACUGUAGAGGCACGUGUCUCGAAUAUAUCUGAUGAUUUCAAGAAGUUUUAGCAGAGAUUUGUUAAUGCCAUGGACAAAGCUGCCAUGAAAAAUUUCAAGGUAUGAGAAUGGGACCGUGUUGUAUUGGGAGAUUUCUAGCAUCAUUACUAUGGACAAUUGAGGUUUCCCUUUAGCAUUUUCAAUUCUAAUUGAUUUUGUUAGUUAGAAAAUGAAAAAAGAAUGGCAAUUUAUUAUGUCUUUUGAGGUGAUUCUCCAAAGAGAUUAUUAGCAUUUUGUCUCUGUUUUUUCUAUGUAUUUAUCAAAGGCUCAUGCUGUCAAACACCAGAAGUAACUUGGGUUUUUUCCAAGAGGAAAAUGGUUAUAGGGAAGAAAGGAUGUCUGCAAUCCAAGCAAUCAAAUCAAUUUCAAAAU